Molecule: messenger RNA, 2157 nt
Organism: Nicotiana attenuata
Lineage: Eukaryota; Viridiplantae; Streptophyta; Magnoliopsida; Solanales; Solanaceae
Exons: 6
Coding region: 1-2157 (718 amino acids)
Molecular function (GO): nucleic acid binding
Source: RefSeq, a predicted model, not a curated record
AUGAAAUCAAGAUCUGAACAUCGAACACUGAUUAGAAGCUUUGAUUUCAUCAGCCAUGGCGGAAACGGACGUACAGCAUCUGCAGAAUUACAGCCGAGUAUCAUUUACGCUUCGAAUGGAAAAACGGUAUGGAACGAGUUCAAGAAGAGGUUUGAUAAAUCUAAUCUCACUCGUUUUUACCUUUUAUGGAUACAAGUUGGAUCAUUAAAGCAUGGUACUGAUUCGGUAACAUCGUAUUAUACGAAAAUGAAAGAUCUCUGGGAUGAAAUUGACCUACUAGUUCCAGCGCCUGGUUGUGAUUGUGAAGAAACUAGGCCUUUCAUUGAGCAAUUUAAGAAUUUGCGUUUGUUACAGUUCCUAGUUGGGCUUAAUGAAAGCUAUAGUCAGGUGAGAAGUCAGAUAUUGCUUAAGACGCCAGUAUUGACUGUAAAUCAGGCUUAUGCUUUGGUCAUUCAAGAAGAAAUCCAACAUGAACUGAGUGUUCUUGAGGUAAAUAGGGAACCUUUAACUAUGAUGACAGGACAUAAUCAAGGAUGUAAGGCUAAGAAGAUUGGGAUUGUUUGUGAACACCGUGGAUAUAAAGGACACCUCAAGGAAAAUUGCUACAAAAUUAUAGGAUAUCCUCCUGACUUCAAGAGCAAGAAGAAACAACAAGGACAAGAAAACAGAACUUAUGCUAACAUGAUAACAGAAGAAACUACAAGCUUAUCUCAAGGCCAACAGAUGGGACAACUGUUCACUGAAAGUCAAUACAAACUAAUACUGGAGCUUCUGAACAAAACACCUGCAGGUGAUUGUCAUACAUACACUAAUGGCAAGUAUAACCACAUUGUUGGUCUUUACAAUGGGAAGGUGAUGGGGAUUGAUAGAGAGAACGAUGGACUUUAUAUACUCAAAUGGAGUGACAAGCCUGUAGCAACAUUGGCUACCAAGGACACUGAUGAGUGCAGUCUUUGGCAUAUGAGAUUAGGACAUCCAUCAAUAAUGGCAAUGAAGCACAUUUCUGCCUUAAAGAAUAAAAUAGUGGAUAGUUUGCAACAUAACUAUGAAAUAUGUCCUUUAGCUAAGCAAAGUAGAUUGAAAUUCCCUCUUAGUAGCAGCAAGACUGAAUGUAUUUUUCAGCUUAUUCAUCUUGAUGUCUGGGGUCCUCACAAGCUGCCUACAUAUGAUAGAAAACAUUAUUUUCUUACAAUUGUGGAUGAAUUUAGUAGAUAUACCUGGAAACUUACCAAAAGGAGACAAGUUUGCAAAGAGAGCAAGAAAAUCAGUCCUCAUAGAGAACAUAUCUUCCAUUUUAAAGAAAGUGUGGCCAUUCCACAAGAUCCCUUUCCUACACAAGCUUCUAUACCAUCACAUCCUGAUCCCGCAUUGCCUACAUCCACAGACCCUCACAUUCCACCUACAGACAAUAUUCCAGUCAUAGAAAACACCAAUAUACCUUCUACAAGAGUCCUACAGAUUGAUCAUACAGCCCAAAACAUAGAAGCAGCAGAGGUUGAGCAUGAUGAGCAAUAUACCUCAACUGACUUAGUUCCAAACACUGAGCUAGAGCUCAAUGUUAGUCCUGACAAUAGCAUAUUUGAGCCUAGAAAUGAUCAAGAGCCUAGGAAGACUACUAGGACAUCCAAACCUCCAGUUUGGUUAAAAGACUACCAAAAUACUAAGAAGUUCUCUGGCCAAUGCUUAUAUCCAUUGACUGACACCCUUACUUAUGCUAAUCUCACAGCAGGUUAUCAAGCAUACUUGCAGGCUUUCUCAGCUGAAGUUGAACCUACUAAUUUUCAGCAGGCUUCCACUAAUAGCAGAUGGGUAACAGCUAUGCAACAGGAGAUCCAAGCUUUUGAAAAUAGUCAUACUUGGGAGAUAGUGGACUUACCAGCAGGGAAGCAAGCUAUUGGUUCCAAAUGGGUAUACAAGAUCGAGGAGAAGGCCAAUGGAGAGGUAGACAGGUACAAGUCAAGGCUGGUUGCUAAAUGUUAUUAUCAAAAAGAAGGGUUGCACUACCAUGACACAUUCUCACCUGUAGCAAAGAUGGUCACAGUCAGGACCAUUAUCAGCAUAGUAGCUACCAAGGGUUGGCCUUUAUCUCAAAUGGAUGUUAGCAAUGUUUUUCUACAGGGAGAUCUCUAUGAAGAAGUUUAUAUGCAGUUGCCUUAG